Messenger RNA from Mytilinidion resinicola, 228 nucleotides. RefSeq lists its product as uncharacterized. The transcript is spliced from 2 exons. Bases 1 to 228 code for a protein of 75 amino acids. The record is from RefSeq and is a predicted model, not a curated record. Lineage: Eukaryota; Fungi; Ascomycota; Dothideomycetes; Mytilinidiales; Mytilinidiaceae.
AUGUCUUCCAACUACUCCUACUCCAAGCCAAAGGCACCUGCCUACGCACCUCGCUCGACCUCCUACUCGUCUACCUCGAACUCAAUCUACGCCAAUUCUGCCACUUCUUCACGGUCGAAUCGUGGCUAUGGCAGCAAACCGACCCCGGUAGUCGUCCACAAUGGAGGUGGACAAACCAGCGACUCCACAACCAGCUCCUCGGCUAGCAACUCUGGCUACUACCAGUAG